AUGAUCAAGACCAAAGCUCCGUCGAUAUUCAGAAGGUUCAUAAACAUCCAAACACGUCCACCCCACCAAUCCGUCCUCCGUGCUGGGCAACCGCUCCAUGAAACAAGACCUCAUUAUCUCCCCACCCCUGGCUUCCUAACGCCCGGGAUACUGGCCCAAGAGUACUACGAGCGAAGACUCCAACUUUCUCGACAAAUGCCUGCUAAAUCGGUGGCUAUCAUUGUGGGAAAUACUGUUCAAUUUGCUUCUGGGAGUGUGUUUUACGAUUUCCAACAGGAUAAUGAUUUGUUUUACUUGACUGGGUGGAAUGAGCCCGACGCCAUUGCCGUGAUUGAGAAGCGCGGUGAGAAUGACGAGGAUGAUGUGUACUUGCAUAUGUUGGUGCCUCCGCGUAAUCCAGCCAAGGAGCUAUGGGAGGGACCCAAGCUGGGAUUGGAAGGUGCUGUCGAAUAUUUUAAUGCUGAUUUGGUGGAGGAUAUCUCGCGGGCUCCAUUAUACUUGAAGAAUUUGAUCCACGAUGCUGAUCUUAUUUAUUAUGAUAAUAAGUUUGCCUCGAAGGAAGAGGAACCAAUUAAGCUGUUCUUUAGCAUUCUCGGUACAUCUGAUUUAAACGGAGUCAUUUCGAAAAGUAACAAGAGAAUCCUGCCUUUAUCACCCAAGCUUGCAGAGUUACGAGCUAUCAAAUCCCCUGCGGAAAUUAAAGUCAUGCAUGCUGCUGCUAAAAUCUCGAGCCGGGCCAUCAACAAGGCUAUGGCUAAAGUUGGCUCGGAUCUGCCUAUUCUUAGUGAACGCACAUUGGCCAAGUUCUUGGAAUAUCAAUUUGUGAAAGGUGGUUGUGAUAAACAAGCUUAUAUCCCGGUUAUUGCCAGUGGAAGAAAUGCAUUGACAAUUCACUAUACCAGAAAUGAUGAUUUAUUAUACAAGGAUGAAAUGGUGUUUAUCGACGCAGCCGGGAAAGUAGGCGGUUACAAUGCCGACAUUUCCCGUACUUGGCCCAACUCACCCCAGGGGUUCACUGAUCCGCAAAGAGACAUUUAUGAGGCAGUAUUGAACACUAACAAGGCAUGUAUUGAGUUGUGUGCCCAAUCAUUUGGUUAUUCAAUGCAUGAUCUUCAAGAAUUUGCCGUGAGACAAUUGACGCAAGAAUUGAAUAAUAUUACUGGAUUCAUUGUCAAUACUACCGAAGUGACCCGUUACCUUUAUCCUCAUUAUAUUGGCCAUCAUUUAGGAUUGGACCUUCAUGAUGUCCCAACUUGUUCGAAAUACAAGUCCUUGGUGGCUGGAAAUGUCAUUACUAUUGAACCAGGGUUGUACAUUCCGGAAAAUGAUAGAUGGCCAAAAGCAUUCCGCGGGAUUGGUGUGAGAGUCGAAGAUGACAUUGUUGUAGGUCACACUGGCGCCGACAUUCUUAAUUUAACCAGUGGAUGUGUUAAGGAAGUCGCAGAUAUCGAAGCAUUGAUUAGUAGUGGGAAAUGCACCACUCCAGGUAUAGAUGAUGAACUAGUUGUUCUUGACAUAUAG
Spathaspora passalidarum NRRL Y-27907 is the source of this 1521-nucleotide messenger RNA. RefSeq names its product aminopeptidase. Gene Ontology annotation, cellular component: mitochondrion. Lineage: Eukaryota; Fungi; Ascomycota; Pichiomycetes; Serinales; Debaryomycetaceae. The transcript has a single exon. Gene Ontology annotation, molecular function: manganese ion binding; metalloaminopeptidase activity. The coding region runs from base 1 to 1521 and encodes 506 amino acids. The record is from RefSeq and is a predicted model, not a curated record.